AACUGUGCAGCGUUCAUGAUCAAGUGUACGACGCACGUUGGUUCGAACACUUUGUUAAAACGUUUAGUUUUCUUGCGAUCUGGUACAGAACCACAAAGAUCUGCAGGUGAAUGAUGUCUUCAAGUGAACGACGCCCAGGUACCUCUCUUGAUGAAAGCUUGACUAACAUGCAGUGGCUGUGCAAACUGGAUUCUAAUCCACUGCUGGAGACUCAAAAGUCAAAUGAUACAACAACUUCUGAGACAACGUCAAUGAAUCCACACCCAAAGCCCCCUUACUCUUAUGCAACCCUUAUUCUACUUGCUAUUAACAGUACACAAGAGAAACGUAUGACGCUACAAGACAUAUACAAAUGGAUUGAAGAUAACUUCCCCUAUUAUAAAAAUUGCAAAAAGGCAUGGAAGAACUCCAUUCGCCAUAACUUGUCACUCCACAGCUUUUUCCUCAAAGCUCACAGACCUUCCAGUCUGCCUGGUAAGGGUAGUUACUGGUGCAUAUCACCAGAAGGGAAGGAAAACAUAAUGAAAGAAGUUAUGAAGCAUCAACAGCCCCUCAUGAACCAAACUGUGACCAUAGAUCAAUCAAAUACAAAAGGCUUGCGACCUAUUCUGCCCAAACCUGCCGACAAUGUGCCCAUGUCAAGCCCAUUCUCAAACAAGGGAGGUGUUCAAAUUAUAACGGACGGAAGCCUCUCUGGAUUGCCCAGUAGUAUACCAGUUGUAAUCUUACCAACACAGAUUUAUAUGAACAUGGCAAACAAAAUAGCAGCCCAAGCUGGGAUAGGAAAUAUGGCUGCCGUUGGUGUAAAUCCAAGUUAUGUUCCUGUGACGUCAGAAACAUCAAUUGCAGAGAGUGCUACAGAAGCUCCACAAGUACAAGGACCUCAAGGACUUGGACAAGAAAGUGAUAGCGGCCUUGCGGGAACAAUUUCUACCGAGGAGGAAGUGGGAUCUGGAUGUUCAUCUUCUCUAAAUCAAAGAGAGCAAAACAUCAGCCAGAGCAGUGCCUUGACUGUGACAGUGGAACAAGCCCUUUGCAAUAUUGAAGACAGGGAAAAUGAACUUAUAUCAAAUGGUUGCACCACAAGUAAAUCAACUAGCAGCAGGAAAACCUGCAAUAAUCCCUCUUUGAGUGAAGAUAGAAUCGAAAAUGAAAUGUUGGCUCCACAUGCCAAGAAAACAAGAAUGGACAAAAGGAAAACAAAGCCUGGCAACGGGAUCAAGACAUCUACAACAAGUUUUCAAAAGAGGCAAAAUUUACCUCAACCCAGACGAUCUCCACUACGACCACGCCCACAGCCUACCUUAGCAGCCAUCAAUUCACAAGCCAAUGAGAUGACAUCACCAGGACCUAUGUUUAAUAAAAACAAUACUAGUGACAUUACAUGCCUAUCACCAGUUAAACCAAUGAUAACCCCCACCAAGGCCUGCACCAACCAGAGCUUUCUGGCUUCUCUUUUGGUUUCACCUCUGAAUUAUGGUAGUGGUCACCUGGGGUUCACUCCCCUGAGCCAUGGCUCAGACAGUGGGUUUUUCACACCACUCAAGGAUGGGGAGUUUGAUUAUGGAUUUCUGUUUUCUCCAGAGAGAUUUAGCAUCAGCAAGGCGUGCAGUACACCGCAGAGUUGCCGGAAGUCAUUAGGUCUUGGCUUGGCCAACAAGAGUGAAGAUAAAAAAACUGACGCUCAAUGCAGUGGGUAUGAUAUGGAUUUCACAAAACUUUAACUUGAUUUUAUUCAUUAAAAUAAUAUUCUCGACUGUAAAGUACCUAUUUCAGUACCUGCCAACAAAUUUUCUCCUUGGGCUUUUACAACAAUUUUCAAUAGUCAAGUGCAGCAAUUCAAAGGAAUAGGCUAUAUUACUCUGAAUUCUUAGUUUUCUUUGUCAGAUAAAGCUGACUGUCAGUACCCAUGAAAAAGAAAUAUUUGGGUCUUUUUCAUGAAUUUUUGAAAUUCCCAGGGAAGAAAAUGUAGCUAUAUCAGUGACAGUGCACAGCUGUAUAAAAAAUGUACAAUGUGUAUUAAAUUAUUUUAGAAAAAUUAAUAUAUGAUAUUAUUCUAGACACAUCAGAUAUUGCUCUCUGAUCUUUCAUACUAGUUUCAUAUAAAUUUACUCACUUGCAAACUAUAUUUUUGUUGACUUAAUAUUUUGUGCAAAUUUUACUCUGUGUGAAAUAGUUCUCUUUUCUUUUAGCUCUGGAGAACAACAACUAAGUGUGUAUUUCUAAACUAAAUAUCUUUGCUAAUUAUUUGGAGAUAUUUUAUAUAAUUAUAAACUGGGAUUUCUUGUUGAAGUGUGAAAAAUGUAUUCAUCUUAGAUAGAAGGAAAAACAAGUUCUGGGGUGCUGAUCAAAUGAAAACAUUUAUAAAUUGACGAAUUCUGUCAACGGUAGUACAAUUUCUAUGGUAACAUUUAUCAUACACAAUAGCUUGUGAAUGGCCCAAUGUAAUGAGUAUAAUUUUACAAUAAUGGAAACAGUGCGAUUCUCAUACUGUACUGGUAGUUUUUCUCUCUAUUGUGAUUAUCAUUCAUUACUCCCAUUACUUCUGAUCAAUAUUUUUUCAGAAUCUUGUGUGACAAUAUUACAACAAAGCAAGCGGUUGUACGGAAACAUAUGAAUAAAAGUUCAGCCAAGUGGCAUGACUAA
Messenger RNA from Orbicella faveolata, 2646 nucleotides. RefSeq lists its product as uncharacterized. Gene Ontology annotation, biological process: regulation of transcription by RNA polymerase II. Gene Ontology annotation, molecular function: RNA polymerase II cis-regulatory region sequence-specific DNA binding; DNA-binding transcription factor activity, RNA polymerase II-specific. NCBI's taxonomy places the organism in Eukaryota, Metazoa, Cnidaria, Anthozoa, Scleractinia, Merulinidae. Gene Ontology annotation, cellular component: nucleus. The record is from RefSeq and is a predicted model, not a curated record.